Messenger RNA from Neodiprion virginianus, 4912 nucleotides. Its product is annotated as zinc transporter ZIP1-like. Gene Ontology annotation, molecular function: zinc ion transmembrane transporter activity. Lineage: Eukaryota; Metazoa; Arthropoda; Insecta; Hymenoptera; Diprionidae. Bases 1274 to 2845 code for a protein of 523 amino acids. The record is from RefSeq and is a predicted model, not a curated record. The transcript is spliced from 5 exons. Gene Ontology annotation, cellular component: plasma membrane. Gene Ontology annotation, biological process: zinc ion transmembrane transport.
CUUAGGCUUUAAAGAGAACGUUUCGAGAGUAUUUCGAACGAUUUUUUAGGCUGAAUUAAAUUUUUAUCAGCAAACUAUCUGCCACCCUGCCGCUUCAUCGCGUCACAGGUUUAGGUGACUGGGGUUUGAGACCUAGGAUGUGUUUUUUGUUAGCGAUUAUGUCCCGCUAGAUGUAACUGUUCAAUUUGAAUCGUCGCUACGAGGCCGUGCAACGCACUUGCCGGGUGCUCGUCCCGUUUACCAUUCUUCAUAUUCGGUUUUACGGUCAUCGACUCCGAACGUCGCACACCACGAGACCUAAACGUACCCGUCUCUGGAAUCUAUUGCACGUUAUACCCGCGUGAGAAGAAACACCGUUCGUUUCGUACACGAUUUCGAAAGAAUACCGGCGGGAUUCGUUCCGCCGUACGUCGCGUCUCAUCUGGGAACAAUAAGUCGGUGGUUAAAUCGCGUUGCGUAAUACGGACGGUUUCAAUGUCGCAACGUGCCAACCGUGAGAACCCAUAGAUCACGAUGACGAUGACGAUUUAACGAAGAGACGAGAACGCGCUGUGGAAACGCGAUUGUUGUGAAAAGUGCGCCUUUCCGCAUACCUGUUCCACCUACUUCCGCGCGCUCUUCGAACGCCACACACAUGCGGUUCUUGUCGCGUGUAACGCAAGUGCGAAACAAGGAGACGAUAGAGAAGCAUCGCCGGUUGGUAAAAUGAGUAUUAAACGAGCACACUGGGAUGACGGUGUGUCGCAAGUCCUCGACCUGCCAGGUGGUUUGCCGCGCAAUUGACGCAUCUAACAUCCGCAAAUUAUUACUCACACGUACGGUACGGAGAUGAUGAUUCGCUGUACCGUUAUCGAAGAGUGUGGCACGCGUAGUAAAUAACCGGCAAAAAGGACCCGAAGAAACGGAUUCGGUGCGAUUGGACAACGGGCAAUUUAGAGAGGAGUGAAGGGGAGGAUAGUAAUAAUAAUAAUAAUAAUAAUAAUAAUAAUAAACGAUAAUAAAAAUAAUACGGUAAUAAGGAAAGGAAGAAUACAAGAAAAGAGGAUAUUAUGAAGAGCUACGUGACGGUGCAAUAUCGCCCUGCUCCUCAGAUCUGGGUCACGUUCGCAAGCCUUGGAGGCAAAUUGGCGCCGCAUAAUCUUCGGCGUGGAAAAGUGUUGUCCGGAUGACGAUAAGUGCCGGAAGAUCGAGUGAUCCUAUCCGCUGAAACGUGAGAAGAACUUGUACGACAAUUUACAUUCGCAAAUAAACGAUAAAAGUAAAAUCAGCGAGGAUGGAGGCGAUGGGGACGAUAAUUGACAACGCUCAGAAGACACCUGUUGUGAACAACGGAGCCGUUGGCAUUUUGUUGGCGAAAAUCGGGGCGAUGCUGGUCCUUGGAAUCGGAUCGCUCAGCGUAGGAUCGCUACCUCUUUGCAUCAACAGAUGCAGAUUGAGUCGGGGCAGCGCGAGCACCGCUGAAGGUUUGCUGACGUCGCUGCUCCUGUGUUUCGGGGGCGGUGUUCUGCUCUUCACGUCGUUCGUCCACCUGGCCCCGGAAGUCCGCGAGAGCGUGGAGAAGCUGCAGGAGAGCGGUAAGCUGAUGAAAUUGGGUGGCGGCUUGGGUCUGGCCGAACUGUUGCUCUGCGGUGGUUUCUUCUUCGUCUACCUGGUGGAAGAGGCGGUGCACGCGGCGCUGGACCGAAAGCCGGAACCGACGGAGGCGGCGCUGCACCGAAGCGUUUCGCUGCGAAGAUGCAACCGAAGCUCGAGCGGGAGUCGAAGAAGCCGAGAGGCGGGAAGAAGCGGGGAAAAAUCCCUAUCCCCCGACGCCCGGAUAUCCCCAAUGGCCCAGGACCGCGCCUACGAGUCCGACACUGACAACCCCGGGAUCUUCGCCACCCGUAACUCCAGACUCCACCAGGAGGUAGACUCGGGUUACGAGAAGAACGGAAACCUCGCGGGGAAGGUUAACGGAGGCUCGACGUGUCCCUGCGACGCGUCGGCGAACCCGACGAGGAACAGCUUCGGGAACACGAUUCCGCUGUCGCAGAACGAGCGCAGUUAUCUCUCGCGGAACCUGGAAGUCCCACGGGGACUCGACGGCGGGGAAAUCGAAGGAAAGGCGAACCCGCUCUGCGGAAACUCUUCGGCGUCUUCCGCGUCGACGGCCUCGCCCCCGGCCUCGACGCUCCCCCCUAACGCCUCGGUCAGGGGGCUGUUGACCGUGAUAGCGUUGUCCUUUCACGCGAUAUUCGAGGGCCUCACCGUCGGCCUCGAGCCCUCGUUGUCCUCCGUGAUAUACCUGACCGCCGCCAUCGCGACCCACAAAUUGGUGAUCGGCUUCUGCGUGGGGAUGGAAAUGGUAGCGGCCGGGGCGAACGCCAGGAUAGUCCUCGGCUACCUCGUCGUAUUCUCCGUCGUCACUCCCAUCGGCAUCGGGAUCGGACUCGUGAUCGGACGCCUCGAGGACCCCGGCGAAGGACUCGGACCCCUACCAACACUCCUGCAGGGUUUCGCCGCCGGGACCCUUCUUUACAUUGUAUUUUUCGAAGUCCUCGCAAGGGAGAGAGCGAACGAGAAAAGCGGGCUGCUUCAGCUCGCCGCCAUCCUCGUCGGGUUUAUGUUCAUGCUGGGACUCCAGUACGCCACUUCACACUCCCACGAACAUGGUCAUGGUCAUAGCCAUGGCCAUUCCCACGAGGAAGAAACCAAGAACGGCGACGACGAUCAUCUGCAGAAUCACGAUCAUCGGCAUCAUCCCGAUGACUUGAUAGCCUCGACGAUAUCGAACGUCACGGAGAAGAUAUUGGACGUGAUAUCUACAACUCUGUCGUCGACCAUGGUCACGGAAAAGAGUGCAUAACGCAAGAAAUCGGAAAAACAAAAAACGCACCGAGAUCUAAGGAACCCGAAAUGUUCGGGCAUCGCCCAUCGAGAGUGAUGGUCACUCGGCCAGCCAGGAUUCGCCUCGUCAAGACCAAUCGGUGGUUCGUGAAUCGACCGGAAGUUCCCGGGGAAGGUUGCUUAAUCGUGGCCUCAACGAUCAUCCGGAGUUUCACGUGAAAAACAACGGCGAGAGUUAUUAUUAUCGUUAUAAGAAUGGAAUUCGGCGAUGCGGAACGAACGACGUUCACCUAAAACAGGAAACGUAAUGACCGCGUCAUUUUUACCUUCUCAAACUUCUCAAGUUCGUGAAAUUACGCUCUCGUCAUUCGCGAUUUGCGAUACAGACGGACACGGGAAAGGUGGAUCGAAUAUACUUGUUGAAUUGAUGCCUUCUUCGGCGAGGCUCGUUAUAUCGUUGAUCGAAAAUAGAAGCGAAUCAUGACGAUUAUUCUCUCUAUUUCUAAUUCGAAUCAAUAGCACUUGCCUAGCUUCUUGCUUUAGAGUUCAUCGAUUUGUCGUCACAUCAAAACGCGCAGCGCUAAGUUUAACGAGGAAAAUAUUUCUUAACCGCGCUGACUCUUUGAUGCAGUGAGAUUAUACACCUAUUAUCAUUUACUUUGACAGAACAUUACUGUGUUGACUUGAAACUUUUUUUCUAAACUAGUAUUGCUUGAUUAGUCUUAUAAAACAUAUUUACGAUUUAAUGAGUCGCGCAAACGUUAAAUAAUAUCAUUCCUGAGAUUCGAUAUAAAACUUUUCAGUUUGAGGAAAUUAUUUUAUGCUUAAUAAAUGUAGGAAGCGAUUUCUCUAAGUCAGAUAGACCUGUUUCGAGUCAAAUAAAAGUAAAUUAUUAUAGCGAAUCAAAGAUUCAGUCGGCGAUAUCUUUUUCUCAAUGCGCACGGUGAUACGGAAUAGUAAACUUGGUGAUCGCAAUUCUAAUAUUUACAUUAAAUUCUAGCAUGUUAACCAGACUUUCUUGAGUUCCGAUACUUGUCAUAAAAUAAAAAUGAUGCAUUUCCGGGUACUUGAAUUAUUAUACGGUGAACUCACAAUCAGCAAUUAGUUUCACGAGGAGAAAAGUAUAUUUCAAACAUUAUAUCAUUGUGUAGUAAGCUAAAAGCAAAUGGUGAUGAAAACACUUUCUCUGUACAUACCUUAUACCUACAAUAUAAUUAAACAGAGAGCGGUUCUAUUUUUUUACCGUACGCUUUUUCAGAAUAGUGAAAUCUGAUAAUACUGUAAUUCAUUUUUAUCGCUUAUAAACUUUUUUCAAAUCACGUAGAUUCAUAAUUAAGAAUAGAUGUGCACGAGUUAAUCUAGGUAAACAUAAUAAAUGAAAUUCUCAAUCGAAGAGGCCGAUAUGGAUAGAGGAAUGUCGAUUCUCCGGUUGUCAACUGAGAUUUUAGCUCUACGGCUUAUCAAAUACGGACGUAAAAUUCGUUCAUUAGUGUUAAACAAACCUAAUACUUCAUUUUACGUACGACGCUAUAUAGAAGCAAUAAUUCAUAGACUCGAUCCGUGUUGAUACAGUUGUACAUGCACUUAUACUUAACGUAGAGCCGGAAGUAUUUUUUCGCAUUCCACUAUGACUGACAAUGAGUGAAACGGAAAGUAGAAUGAAACGAUAGACACAAUGUGCAAUGAGAAGUAUGAAAUUACCGUGCUGGAAUGUUGAAGUAGCUGUAUUAAUUGGUUGUUUAUCGAGAUGAGAUAUAAGAUUGAACAUGGUUGGACAAUAAGAAUGUUACAAACAAAUAUAUUUCACUUUAGCUUUAAGUAUUUUCAUUUGAAUGUGUCUAUUUUUUACUAUAAAAAUAUAUAUAUAUAUAUAAAUUACAUUCAUUAGUUUUUCAUGCUAAUACUAAAGGUGUUAAAAAAAAAAUCCUAUCAAGCUGGAAGCACUGAUUAAUGCCUUUCAGAUGAAACCUGAUGUAAUAAUAUGCACCGAAGCGUGGCUAACCAAUAAGAUACAUUAUUAUAAGUAUACCCGGAUGUGAUAUAUAUGAUAAUAACAUUAAGAUAAACAUUGCAGAUGGUGUAGUUA